Pecten maximus is the source of this 2526-nucleotide messenger RNA. RefSeq lists its product as uncharacterized. The coding region runs from base 1 to 2526 and encodes 841 amino acids. The transcript has 7 exons. The record is from RefSeq and is a predicted model, not a curated record. NCBI's taxonomy places the organism in Eukaryota, Metazoa, Mollusca, Bivalvia, Pectinida, Pectinidae.
AUGACUUUUCAACAUUAUGAUGAAGAAUCAGAUUUUGAGCAGUAUUCAGAAAAUGAAGAUCAGGACUACCUUCCAAGUAGUUUUGAAGAGUCUCACUCUGAAAGUGACUCUGAAAUGGAGAUGGAAAGUGCAGUGUACCAACAAAAAAGGUCCAGGUCAUUUUCUGAAAGUGAAAAUGAAGAAGUAAAACCAAGGAAAAGGGUUAUGACAAUAAAGGAAGAUACUGAUUACGAAAUGGUUAGCAAUAGUGAUUCUGACAUUUCUGAAAUUAUUCCGAUCCAAAUUCCUUCUUCUGGACCAAUUUCGUUACAGAACAUAAGUUCGGAUGAGGAAAAUGAUGACAGUGAUUUUGAUGAGGAGGAAAUCAAUCGUGAUGUUAAGAACAAAUCCAUAUUUGUCAGAAGGAUCAUGCAUUCAACAACCACAAAGAAAGGAAAGGCUAAACGGUCUGAUCGUGUGUAUAAUUCGAAAUGUAGCUGCCCUUUUUGUAGAAAGAUGUGUUCCAGUUUCGCCCAGCAUAUCUUCUCAAAAAAACACUGCAAUGAGCCAGAAGUAAAAAAAGUCUUGGCCCUCAAAGGCAAACAACGUAAAACCAUGUUGGCAGUAUUGCGCAGUAAAGGAAGUAAUAUUCACAAUGAAAAUGUCAUAAAACAGAAGAAAGGAGAGAUUCUUUUAGCACGACGAAGUGGAAAAGAACAAUUUGAUGUAACAAAAUAUGGGCCUUGUCCCAACUGCUUUGGAUGGCUUAGAUUGAGUGUUUUGGACAGGCAUCAAGCGCACUGUCCUGUAAAUAACUCGUCUGUACAUGUUUCAAAAGGGAGCCUUUUAAUGCAAAGUGCUGUUCUUGCAGGAAGGGUCACAGAAGAAGCAAGUCAGGCAUUGGUAAAAGAGGUCUUUUCCAUUAUGCUUGAUGAUAAGGUUGGAAAGAUUGCAAAAACUGACAGUUUGAUUAUAGCCCUUGGUAAUCAGUGGCUUACCAGAAACAUAGGAAACAAGCUAAUGAGAAAGCACUAUGUUUCUGCAGUGAUGCGUCUAGCAAGUAGGCUGCUUAUUCAGCUUCGGAUCCUGGCAACUCCCAACACCGGAAUUCAUCUUGAAAACUAUUUACAUCCGAUGUUCUUCACCCAUGUGGCACAAGCCGCUUUGAAAGUUGCCAGACAGGAUAAUGAUGAUGAAGAAAAUCUUGAAGCCCCAUCAAAUGCUAUUAAGCUUUCAUACGAUUUGAAGAGGCUCGGCAACAUAAAGUUGGCAAAGGCUAUAAAGAAUGGCGAUGAAGCAAAUCGAAAGGCUGCAAAAGAUUUCCUAAAGCUAAUGGAAAUAGAGUGGACCGCCAAACUGUCACGUGUCUUACUACAUGAACGCAAAAGCAACAAAGGAAUUAAUCUGCCCUUGCCAAAUGAUGUCCAAAAGCUUGCAUCAUAUCUCAAAAGAGAAUUGGAGUCAUUUAACACAUCUGAUGCAUCUUACGACAAUUAUCGAAAAGGCGUCGUCCUUGUAGAGUCUAAUUUGAUUACGUACAACCGUAGAAGGCCUGGAGAGGUACAAGCAAUGAGACUGACUGCAUAUGAGAAAAGAAAAACGGGCCUAGAUCAGUCAGAUGAAUUGACAGGUGUUGACCUGACCAAGUUUGAAAAAAGACUUGUGGAAGAUCAGGAUGUUAUUGAAAUUAGAGGAAAGUGUGGGAAAUUUGUGCCAGUAAUUGUACCAAAACAUGCCAGGAGGAUACUGAAAUUUCUAACCAGUGACAAUGUACGCAGGAGUGCAGGGGUAUCUGAAAGAAAUCCCUAUGUGUUUGCCAGCAACAGAGAAGGCAUAAUCCGAGGAUAUGAUGCUGUAAGAUCCGUUACAGAGGCUGCAGGGCUAGAACAUCCGGAAAGAAUCAGAGGAACAAAUAUGCGUCGGCUUAUGGCAACUCUUUCUCAGAUUUUAUUCUUUCAUGCUAUAGAUGUAACACCACAACAGCAGCAGUGGAUUGUUGAUCACCUGGGCCAUACACUGGAUGUGCACAAGAUCCAUUACAAAUGCACAUCAGACAUGAUUGAAAGAGUGGAUAUUGCUAAGUUGUUGUUGAUGAUGGACAAUCGACUGCUCGGGAAAUUUAAAGGGAAAAGAUUGGAAGAGUUUCAGUUGGAUGAGUUGCUGGAAAACAAUACAACUGAUCCUGAGUUGGAACCUGGACAGGCCAGUGGAGAUCUGGAGGAGCCUAUUGAGGAUCCUGAAAAUCAGGACAGUGGAAAUGAUGAAAAUUUUAUUCCACACCUACCUGUGGAGGAAGAGGAGUCCCUCCGAAAAGAACCAACCAGAAGGAAGGCCCCAACUUUCAACCGUCACAAGUGGAGUUUAACAGAACUAGAUGAACUCAGGGACAUUUUCAAGGCUUCCUUCAGAAAUGACAACACAUCAGGGCAAAAAGCUAUUGAAGAGGGGAAAAAGACCAGCAAAAGAAAAGGAGGACAAAUCUGGCAGUUGGACACAUCCAAAAUAAAGAAGAAAAUCUCUUUGCUAAGACUCCAUCCAACAGAUUAG